Molecule: messenger RNA, 5213 nt
Organism: Cebus imitator (Panamanian white-faced capuchin)
Lineage: Eukaryota; Metazoa; Chordata; Mammalia; Primates; Cebidae
Gene: DYM
Product: dymeclin
Exons: 19
Coding region: 461-2572 (703 amino acids)
Biological process (GO): Golgi organization
Cellular component (GO): Golgi apparatus
Source: RefSeq, a predicted model, not a curated record
GCUUUGCGGAGGCCCAGAAGGCGCUAGGAGGGCGGAGGCAGGAGUAACACCCACAGGGACUGCAUUUCCCAGAGGUCCCCGCGCGCCGCAUGCCACGUGACUGCCUGGCUGGCGCGCGCGCGCGCCCGGCGGUUCGGUCCCUAGCAGCGUUCUCGGUCGCUUCCCUCUGGACUGGCAGUCUCCCGGCCUCCGCAACUACGCGGCCCCGGCUGGAGCCGAACCAGAGCCAAGCUGCAGGCCGAGUCGGGGCCGGAACCGUACCCGCAGAGACGUGGAAACAAGGAGGCCCGAGCCGGCGUGCGCCACCCGGGGCUGCGGCGGCGACCGCGACUUCUCCUGACCCCUCUGCCACCCGCCUGUCCGCGGGUCCGUGGAUCUGGAGCAGAUCGCCCCAGCCGGCUGAGACAGGUUGUCUUGUGGAAAUGCAGGCUUAAGAACAAGUUACCUGCCAAACUAGAAGAUGGGAUCGAAUAGCAGCAGAAUCGGUGAUCUUCCUAAAAAUGAGUACUUGAAAAAAUUAUCAGGCACAGAAUCUGUCUCUGAGAAUGACCCGUUCUGGAACCAGCUUCUCUCGUUUUCUUUCCCUGCACCAACUAGCAGUACCGAAUUGAAACUCUUGGAGGAAGCAACCAUUUCAGUCUGCAGGUCACUAGUUGAAAACAAUCCUCGAACAGGAAAUCUUGGUGCACUAAUUAAGGUCUUCCUUUCUAGAACCAAAGAACUAAAACUUUCAGCAGAAUGUCAGAACCAUAUCUUCAUUUGGCAGACACACAAUGCUUUGUUUAUUAUUUGCUGUUUGCUGAAAGUGUUCAUCUGUGAAAUGUCAGAGGAGGAAUUACAACUUCAUUUUACUUAUGAAGAAAAAUCUCCUGGCAAUUACAGUUCUGACUCAGAAGAUCUUUUGGAAGAAUUGCUGUGCUGUCUGAUGCAGCUAAUUACUGAUAUUCCACUCUUAGAUAUUACAUAUGAAAUAUCAGUAGAAGCUAUAUCAACAAUGGUUGUUUUCCUUUCCUGCCAACUCUUCCACAAAGAAGUUUUACGACAGAGCAUCAGCCACAAGUAUUUGAUGCGAGGUCCUUGUCUUCCGUAUACCAGCAAACUUGUGAAGACCUUAUUGUAUAACUUUAUCAGACAAGAAAAGCCACCUCCUCCAGGAGCCCAUGUUUUCCCGCAACAAUCGGAUGGGGGAGGACUGCUUUAUGGACUUGCAUCAGGAGUAGCAACAGGACUCUGGACUGUCUUCACACUAGGUGGUGUGGGCAGCAAAGCGGCUGCGUCUCCAGAACUUUCUUCCCCUCUGGCCAACCAGAGUCUCCUGCUUCUGCUAGUGUUGGCCAAUCUGACAGAUGCCUCAGAUGUGCCAAACCCCUACAGACAGGCCAUUAUGUCCUUCAAGAAUACACAAGAUAGCAGUCCUUUCCCCUCAUCAAUUCCACAUGCCUUCCAGAUCAACUUUAAUAGUUUGUACACAGCUCUUUGUGAACAGCAGACAUCUGAUCAAGCAACUCUGCUCUUGUAUACAUUGCUCCAUCAAAAUAGUAAUAUUAGAACAUACAUGUUGGCUCGCACAGAUAUGGAAAAUCUUGUUUUACCAAUUCUUGAGAUUCUGUAUCAUGUUGAAGAAAGGAAUUCUCACCAUGUGUAUAUGGCCCUUAUAAUAUUGUUGAUCCUUACAGAAGAUGAUGGCUUCAACAGAUCCAUUCAUGAAGUGAUACUAAAGAAUAUUACUUGGUAUUCAGAACGAGUUUUAACUGAAAUCUCCUUGGGGAGUCUCCUGAUCCUGGUGGUAAUAAGAACCAUUCAGUACAACAUGACUAGGACGAGGGACAAAUACCUUCACACAAAUUGUUUGGCAGCUUUAGCAAAUAUGUCGGCACAGUUUCGUUCUCUCCAUCAGUAUGCUGCCCAGAGGAUCAUCAGUUAUACCUGCCGCCACUUGCGGAGAUAUGUUUAUGUGUUGGACAAACUGUAUUUCCCCCACUCUCACUGUUCUACGCUUCAGCAUUGCUUCUCGACCCUCAGUGACAAUGGAGAGGAACUCUUGUCUUUAACUUGCUCUCACAUUCUCAGAUCCUAUGCUUCCAGUUUAUUUUCUUUGCUGUCCAAAAAACACAACAAAGUUCUGGAACAAGCCACACAGUCCUUGAGAGGUUCGCUGAGUUCUAAUGAUGUUCCUCUACCAGAUUAUGCACAAGACCUAAAUGUCAUCGAAGAAGUGAUUCGAAUGAUGUUAGAGAUCAUCAACUCCUGCCUGACAAAUUCCCUUCACCACAACCCAAACUUGGUUUAUGCCCUGCUGUACAAACGCGAUCUCUUUGAACAAUUUCGAACUCAUCCUUCAUUUCAGGAUAUAAUGCAAAAUGUUGAUCUGGUGAUCACCUUCUUUAGCUCAAGGUUGCUGCAAGCUGGAGCUGAGCUGUCAGUGGAACGGGUCCUGGAAAUAAUUAAGCAAGGUGUCGUUGCACUGCCCAAAGACAGACUGAAGGUAACUUUAAUUGAGCACUUGCUCUAUACCAGGUGCUCUGAAAUUUCCAGAAUUGAAAUUCAAAUAUGUGGAAGAGGAGCAGCCUGAGGAGUUUUUUAUCCCCUAUGUCUGGUCUCUUGUCUACAACUCAGCAGUCGGCUUGUACUGGAACCCUCAGGCCAUCCAGCUGUUCACCAUGGAUUCCGACUGAGGGCAGGACGCUCUCCCGCCCGACCCCUCCAGCCAAGCAGCCCUUCACGUCAGUUCAUUUCUGGAUAACAGAAGCAGACAGACAGAUUGCCUGCGGUAUCUUCUGUUAAAGAGGAUUGCACAAGUGUGUUUUCCUCACACACUUUGAUUUGGAGAACUGGUGCCAGUUGGCAGUAGAUCACUCAGCGUAGAUAGUAGUGCAAAAAGGGGAGGAAAUACACAAUAAUAAAUGUAAAAACCUGCUAUUCAACAUGCAGUUUUAUUUCUAAGCCAAAAAUCUAGAGCUCUGCCAAGAUCCUGAUGCCUUAGGCACAUCACACUUCAGCAGUGCACACUAUUCAACAGUGUACACUAUUUUUUUUGCAUGUUCAAGAUAGUUGUUUUGGUCUUGUGUGUGUGUGAGAGAGAGAGAGAUUCCUUAACAUUAAGGAGCAUCAGUGAGAAAAGAUGAUGAGGCAGGAAUUGAUAAAGAAAUGAAGUCAUGUGUGUGUUUGGUUGCCUCUCAGAGGGCCCAUAAUCAUAAACGCCAUGCCCGGACAAUUUGAUAUUAAUCUUUAACACCUCUGCAUCUUUUCUUAAAAAAGAAUAUGGGCUGGGUGCAGUGGUUCACAUUUGUAAUCCCAGCACGUUGGGAGGCCAAGUUAGCAGAAUCGCCUGAGCCCAGGAAUCUCAGACCAACAUGGGCAACACAGUGAGAUCCCAUCUCUACAAAAAAAUUAAAAAUUAGCCAGGCAUGGUGGCAUAUUCCUGUAGUCCUAGGUACUCAGGAGGUUACGGUGGGAGGAUUGCCUGAGCCCAGGAGUUCAAGGCUGCAGUGAGCUAAGAAGGCACCACUGCAACUCCAGCCUGAGCCACAGAGUGAGACCCUGUCUCUAAGAAACAAAAAAAAAAAGAAAGUGGCUACUUCUCAUGAAGCCCAUAUUAAUGUUUCUGUGAAUAUGGUCUAAGAACUGUUGUUGGAAUGAAAUUGGAGUCUAGCACAAAUUAAGUUAAUCUACUCUGUAUUAAUCAUUGGGCAAAAGAAAAUCUUUAUUUGCAAACAGUCUUUUUCCUUCACCCACACUAAUAGAAAAAGGAGACUAGUUUGUUCAUACUGGAUUCCACUUGAGAUGAAAAGCAUGUUUUCUUCUUUGUUUCUGAUUUUUUAAAAACGCUUCUGGGCCAGUGCGAUCCACGUGUUGGUGCCUAAGCUGGGGGAAGGAGCUUCUUGGAGGGAAACAGCCACUGGGGCUGCACGGAGGGCCAAGUGGACCUUCCUUCCCAGGCCCCUUCACAGUCUAGAUGAGGAACCUAGCUUCAUUCUCAAAGACAGAAAAAAAGUAUUUGCUUUUCAACAUAGAAAGUGCAUAACCCCAGACGAGACUGAGCACGCUGUUCCAAUCCACUACAGCUCAUCUGCUUCAGGCCUGGCUUCUCCUGUCCCAUGUCCCAGAGCUGCAGGCCUGAGUCAUUCAGGUCCAUCACAUCUUCUGAGGGCCUAGGAGGAGCCGUCCUCAGUCACCCCAAGCUCUGUAAAAGGUGGAAACACUGCCAGCAUCUCAGUGCACCACUGUGUGGGCUCCACAUGGGGACAGCCCCGCCAAGCCGUGCCCUCAGAGGCUAUUGAGAUAGGGCAGGCAGGCUCCCUGUCCUCAUCUGGAUGGAAUGAAACAGAAGCUCACUGAGGCCAAGGGACUCAUGGAGGGCACAUCCCUGGUGGGGUCCCGGAGCCGAGUGCAGCUUGCCCCCACCACCGGUCUCUGUUAGGCCUCCUCCUGUCACUGCUGGAGUGGGGACUCUGACUCCUGUGUUCACCUCAGAGUGCAUGUACAGGACAUCCAGUCUAGAGGUGAGGCUUGACGACAACUUCUACUGAUACUUAGUAAGAUUUGUGGGAGAGCCAGUCUGGAGGAGGAGGAGGAGCAGCGCUCUCAGCCAGCAGGGGGAGUGAUGAUUAUCAUUUCAGGUAGCAAGGAUACAUAUAUCCUAGGUGGGGAAAUGAUUUGCAACUUUGUUUCCAGAGCAUUUUGAUUGGCUUCUUUUUCCUUUAAACCAAAAAAUGUUUUAAAUGUUUAAGGUCAUGUGAAGCAGCUUAGCUUCUGGCAAGACCGCAGAACUGUCCUCUGUGUCUGAGGGCUGGGCAGUGCCACAGGACAGUCUCUGGGCUCAGGACUGUCAGUUCUUGUCAUGGGAGGAAAUGAGGCCCCUCAAAAACCCAGUCAUCUUGUCAGAGGGCCCACUCCCAAGGAAGCCCUGAUUCGGGAAUCAUGCAGCCUCUCAUCCAGGCCUGCCGGCUCACUGAGGUGCCCCCAGAACCCUGAUCGCCCUCCCAUCUUUCUCUCUUCUCAUUCAUCACACAAGAGAAGUACCCACUGGCUAAAAGCUCAGCUGGGGCCGCAGCCUCCAAGGAGGCCUGCAAGUGAUGCUCCCAAUCCUGGUUCCCCUCAGGAGGGAGGCCCCAUCACAUGCAUCACUGCCACAGCUCUGCAAAGCCACCAGAGGCUUCUUAUUUUUGUGAAAGAUUUAUUAUAUGGCAAUAAAUCUGAAUGAUAAACUUUCA